Messenger RNA from Lates calcarifer (barramundi perch), 3120 nucleotides. Its product is annotated as transmembrane protein 121-like. The transcript has a single exon. The record is from RefSeq and is a predicted model, not a curated record. Lineage: Eukaryota; Metazoa; Chordata; Actinopteri; Centropomidae. Bases 1109 to 2107 code for a protein of 332 amino acids.
UAGAUAUAAAAUUCUUGCAGAUGUAGUUUAUGAAAGCACAGCCUGCAGCUAGAGAGCGAGAGGACAACUCUCUGCAGACUCAAAUGAAACGGGUUUCUGAGACUAAUGAUGUUCCAGCUUCCUGUUCGCUGCUAUGGAGGGAACGAUGGCAGAAAGCGAUGAUAACACUUUGGAUGAGGAGGAGCUGAGAUGAACAGCAGUGGAGUCGAUAAUGACUUCUCAUACUCCUCUUCUUUCCUCUUUGAUUCACAAGUUUCAUCAUCAGGAUCAUCAGGAGUUUUUGUUCAUGUCGAAGGACAAGAAGCUUAUUUUCAAAAAACUUUACAAGGCAAACUUUUCUCUCCCAAGGAGACUCAGUUUCAUUACUGACAGAGAGGCUGAAGGAGAAGGAGACCACAGGAGUCCAUUUUCAAGACCGUAAAUCCAUCUGGGACACAAAGCUCAGUCCUGACUGAAUUUAACCCACACGUGGAUCCAGAGCUGCAAACGAUGUGCAGAUUUAUGAAGUCCUGGCAGGAAGACUCAAAAGAGUAUAAAUGGAGAGCAUGAGGAUAUGUUGCAUUUAUUUUGUUUCACCUCAGUUUGGACAAAUAACCUCAGAAACAAAGAAAGAAAAUCAGAGAGAACUAAUCAGUUGGAUUAUUAAAACCAGUGAUGCAGAGCCAGUUGAAGAGCUGACAGAUCGGUACCAAAGAAAAGCUUGUGGACAUUGAGUCUCUGUGCGUAGCUGAAAUAAGAAAAUUAUGACUGAGACAGCUGUUAAUCAAUCAAAUACAACUCUGAACUUACUCUGAUUCCCUGCAAAGGAUUCAUGUGUGUCAGAGUAGCUCAACUCAAAAUAACACCCAGUUUAAAAUCAGUUCACAUCUGGAACAUGAUGGGUGGUUCUGAUGCAGAGGUACUCAAGUUCAUCUGACUGGACUGUUGAGUACGUUAGACAAAAAGUUGGGAACCUCUGCUCCGACAGUGUGACCUGAACUCUUUAGACCCUCACGUUUUUCUGAAACAGCAUCUUAUAGUCAUUAGACAACUUCAGCACUGUGGUGCUUCUUCCUCUUGUCCUCUCCUUGGUCACUUGGUUUACUCUAAAAGAAACUCCAGACCAGCAAUGGUUCCUCCACGACCUUCUACUAACAAGCCCCAUGUCUGCCUGACAGCAGUACUGAUCAUGACCAGCCUGGCACUGAUGGAUGCCUAUCUGGUGGAGCAGAACCCAGGUCCCAGGAGGAUUGGCGUGUGCAUCGCCGUGCUGGCAGGUGAUGUGUGUUUUGUCAUUGCGCUUCGAUACGUCGCCGUCUGGGCCGGGUCGGAGGUGCACACGGCCAGGCGAGGUUACGCCAUGAUCCUCUGGUUCUUCUACAUCUUCAUCCUGGAGAUCAAGGUCUACUUUGUCUAUCAGAACUACAAGUCUCAGGACAUGGAUGUAGAUGCAGAGGUGACAGACCCAGGUGUGUCCAGGCGAGCUCUCACACUGCUGCUCUCUGUCUGCAUGCCCAUUGUGUUCAUAACACUGUCGGCCAUAGAUCAUUUGGAAUACUUGCGGCCGUAUAAGAAAAGAGAGGAGAUAAGGAGUCGUCUCUUCUGGGUGGUGUUGGACCUGCUGGACAUUGUGGAUGUUCAGGCCAACCUGUGGGAGCUUCAGGGGGAAGGACUUCCCCUGUGGGUGGAGGGACUGAUGUUCUUCUACUGCUACAUCCUCCUCCUGGUGCUGCCCUGUGUCUCCCUGAGCGAGAUCAGCAUGCAGGGGGUGAACAUCAUCCCCCACAAAAUGAUGCUCUAUCCCAUCCUCAGUCUUGCCACCAUCAACAUCAUCACCCUCUUCAUUCGCGGGGGGAACCUGCUCAUUUACGGCGACAUCCGGAUGUCGGGGAUCAUGAUGGGGAAGAACGUGAUUGCCAUCGUUGUGAAGAGCUGCAGUCUGGUGGAGUACAGGAAACACCAACCAGCCUCUCCUCCGGCAGAGAGAGGAGCAGAGAUGCAGAAGAACCCCCUGGGAGAUGUUCAGAUAUGUAACACCCAGCCCAUGGUGCUGCCGAGGGUCGUGAUCGAAGACCUCACCACCAUACCGGAGGAGGAAGGCAGUGAUGACAGAUGUGAACAAACAUGAGAUGAGGCAUCAAGAAACAAAACCCCAGUAAAUGAUUAUAGGACAAUGAUGAACGAGUCUGCGUCAGGACUCAGUGGUACUGAGUGAGAAACACGUCUGAUAUUUCUGAGACUGUUGUUAGUUAAGUCCUGGUCUGUGGUGUACAGUGGAUACAUAAACUCUGUGUUUGACUUCCUGUCUGCCAGAUCACAGCUGGACCUUUAUCACAGAUGCUGAUGUCUGCAGGACUCAAACCCUGGUGGAAACAACAGAGCCUAAUAGAUUUAACAGUGUGGACAGAGCUGAGUGUAAAACAUUUAGGGAAACAUUUAGGAUCUGUACAGUAAACAAGAGGCUUACAUCCAGCAGCUGCUUAGCUUAGCUUAGCAUAAAGACUAGAUAUACAGAGAUUCUAGAAAAGUUUUUUUACACUUUAGGUUAAACAAACAAAAUAUUAUUCAUUAAUCAAUGAGCUUGUGAGGUGCUGGUUGGAAUAAUAGAGCCAGGCUAGCUGUUUCCCCUUGUUUCCAGUCUAUGCUAAGCUAAGCUAACUAGCUGCUGGCUAUAGCUCAAUGAUCACCAUGCAGACAUUAGAGAGACAUCAAUCUGAACUUGCGAAGCAAGAAAGAGGAUUAUCAUCUUUUCCAACAUGUUGAAUUAUUUCUUUUACAUUUUGUAUCCAGAUCCUACAGAAUGAUGCUGUUUGCUGUUUCCAUAAAUAAAGGUCUGUGAGUGGAGUCAAACAGAGGAUGAUGCCAUCUCAGUGUCUCAGUUCCUGGUCUCCUGAUGUGGUUUCAAACAGCAGGACGUUUGGCGGCUCACAGUAACAAGAGACACUAAACUGCUUCUGUAAAUGACAGAGGUGUAAAUAUGAUGUAAGGUAUGAGAAAACAACAACUAGAGAACAUUAUCAGUAACAUAAAGAAAAAUAAUACUGCGUUGAGAUCUGAUUUUUUUCUUCCCCUAAUAAUGACUUUAAAUUAUUAAAGUUAUGAGGAAUCAUCAGUAAGUUGGGAUUUUGUUGUUUUCUGCAU